GUAGUCAGAAGCGAACUUCACCGUAAGUAGUGUCAUCGAAACGUAAGUCUGGAUCAAAACUAUGGAUGUAUUAGUAAAAACAGUGGUUAUUGGAGCACUGGUGUUUAUUUUUUGGAAAUUUGUCGUCACUUUGUGGAAUUAUAUACAGCUGUGUAAGAAACUUGAGAAAAUUCCACAGAAACCGUCUCAUUGGUUAUUUGGUCAUAGCAGAGAGGUCAAAGACUCAAAGACUUACUUCGACUAUGUUAAGGAUGUUAUGAAAGGUGGUAGUAAAGUAUAUUGCAUAUGGAACGGCCCAUUUCCCCUUUUAGGGGUGUGUCAUCCAGAAACCUUUCAACAACUCAAUAAACAAGAAAUAAACAAAGCGCGCGGACUGACAGGUCCAUACAGAUUAAUUCAGCCGUGGAUAGGAGAAGGUCUGUUGGUGAGUGGAGAUAAAAAAUGGGAACGAAAUAGGAGACUUCUAACGCCAGCGUUCCAUUUUGAUAUCCUGUCUGGAUACCUGAAAGUGAUGAAUGACGUCACAGAUAUAUUUCUGGACAAGCUGGGGAAAGGGUUAGAGCAGAGCGAGUCGAUGGACAUAUUCCCUUAUGUUUGUAGAUCAACACUAGAUAUCAUGCUUCGAUGUUCCCUGUCUUACGACGGAAGCAUGUUGGAAAACGAAGAGCAUAGGUACAUCAAGGCAGUACAACAAUUGUCAACAUUAUUAUGGCAUCGAAUGACGACACCGCUUUUGCUUUUCGACUUUAUUUAUAACUUGUCUCCGGUUGGACGGGAGCAUAAACGUCUUUUAGAUGUGGUUCAUGAGUUCACAGCAGAUAUAAUUGCGACAAGACAAAAACUUCUGAAACAACAACCGGAUCUUACAAAACAUAAGAGGCGUCUUGAUUUCCUUGAUAUAUUGCUGACGGCAAAAGAUGAACAUGGACAUGGCUUAUCUCAACAAGAAAUACAAGAUGAAGUGGAUACAUUUACUUUUGAGGGACAUGACACCACCGGCUCGGCGAUUAGUUAUGCAAUCUAUGCACUUGGCCAGUACCCGGAAAUACAAGAACAAGUUUACCAGGAUAUACAGAAUAUUGCUGGCGAUGUCAAGGAAAUUUCACAACAUGAACUGAACCAAUUCAAAUACCUGCCGCUCUUCAUUAAGGAGGUGAUGAGGUUUUAUAGUCCGGUGCCAGUGGUUUCAAGGCAGAAUUCCAAACAGCUUGUUCUGGAUGGAAAGGUGAUACCUCCGGGAAUGAGAAUCGACAUUAAUAUUCUGGCCAUACACCACAAUACAGAUAUCUGGAAAUGCCCGGAGAAGUUUGAUCCGAGUAGAUUUGACAGGGAGCACCGUGAUGAAACAGACAUAUACGGAUUUAUUCCAUUUUCUGCGGGAUCAAGAAAUUGUAUUGGCCAAGUAUUUGCUACAAAUGAGAUCAAAAUAACGCUCGCAAAACUGGUGAAAAGGUACAUUGUGUUACCAGUGAAGGACCAUAAACCCGAGUAUCAACCGGAUGUAGUAAUGAGGUCAUUAAAUGGACUUCCGGUUAUAUUAAAACGAAGAUAAUUGGAAGUUAGCGACCGGAGCAUGUGCAUAAAUGUGCAAGACAAUCAAGAGAAUAAUAGUUAACAGAAUGCAAUAUGUACGCUAAAUGGCUCUUUGAAAACAAUAAAAAGAUGGCUUUUAAAUCA
Molecule: messenger RNA, 1677 nt
Organism: Mercenaria mercenaria
Lineage: Eukaryota; Metazoa; Mollusca; Bivalvia; Venerida; Veneridae
Product: cytochrome P450 4A2-like
Exons: 12
Coding region: 62-1552 (496 amino acids)
Molecular function (GO): iron ion binding; monooxygenase activity; oxidoreductase activity, acting on paired donors, with incorporation or reduction of molecular oxygen
Source: RefSeq, a predicted model, not a curated record